AUGUCGGGCCGCGAAUGCACCGAGAUCACCCCCGAGUGUCCCAUUGAGCUCACGCUCUAUGGCUAUCGCCCAGUACUCGGCGCCAAUGCCUUCUUGGUGGCCCUGUUUGGUGCCUGUUUUGUUCUGCAGGUGAUUAUGGGAUCAAUGCGAAGAACCUGGACUUUCCUGCUCGCCCUGGGGUUUGCCACAAUUGGGGAGACGCUCGGGUAUGCUGGACGGGUGAUGAUGAAUGACAACCCUUGGUCAGACGCCGGCUUCAAGACUCAGAUAUGCUGCCUCGUACUGGCGCCUAGUUUCCUGGCAGCCGGCAUCUAUCUCACGCUCAAGCAUGUGGUGCUCUAUUGUGGGCCAGAGCACUCGCGCCUCAAGCCGCGACUAUACCCCUGGAUCUUCAUCGGCUGCGACUUGUUCUCUAUUGUCCUGCAGGCAUGUGGUGGCGGUGUGGCCGCUGCAGCGGGGGAUCGAGGAGGUGAGAGGAACCAGGCCCUUCUGGACGCCGGAAACGCUCUUAUCAUCGCCGGAAUCGGCUUCCAAAUCGCCACCAUGACGGUCUGCUUCGUCCUCAUGGCUGAGUACUAUUACCGAUUUCAAAAGGCGAAGAAGCUCAUGUUGCAAUCGGCCGGGACAUUCAGCACUGAAAGCGAGUGGGAAAAGAGUCGUUCCAAUCCCACAGUCAAGAGAAAUUUCCGCAUAUUCAUUGGCGCUGUAUCGGUUGCUUUCAUUACGACACUCAUCAGAUGCGUAUACCGAAUGCCGGAAAUGGCUGGGCUGAGUCCAGAUGAUCGAGGCUGGGGUAACAAGUUGAUGAGGAAAGAGGCCGAGUUUUUACUGCUUGAUGGCAUGAUGAUUGCCAUUGCCUGUGUGCUGCUCACCGUCUUCCAUCCAGGGUACUUUUUCCCACCCAUGAGGAGCUUCAAGAGAUAA
Messenger RNA from Cyphellophora europaea CBS 101466, 924 nucleotides. RefSeq lists its product as uncharacterized. The transcript has a single exon. Gene Ontology annotation, cellular component: fungal-type vacuole; plasma membrane. Lineage: Eukaryota; Fungi; Ascomycota; Eurotiomycetes; Chaetothyriales; Cyphellophoraceae. The record is from RefSeq and is a predicted model, not a curated record. The coding region runs from base 1 to 924 and encodes 307 amino acids.